Symbiodinium necroappetens is the source of this 399-nucleotide messenger RNA. The record is from the annotation of a GenBank genome assembly. NCBI's taxonomy places the organism in Eukaryota, Dinophyceae, Suessiales, Symbiodiniaceae.
GGCGUGGAGGGCCUCACCUAUGGGCUCUUGACUACAGUGGCGAACCUGGGCAGUCCCUUCUCCAGAGCCAUUGGCAACCAGAUUUUUGGCCUCUUCCGCCCGAAUCUCUCAGACUCGGCGAACUACCGGUCGGACACGCCGGAGUUUCGGAAUACGGUGGCCCUCUCGUUCCUGUUGAGCUACGGCUUCUCCUUCGCAUCCUUCUGCCUACUUCUUCUCAUCCCGGACCAGAAGGAGGAAGCUCAGAGAAGGAAGAAGGCAUGGGGGAGCAGAUCGACGUACGGUGUCAUUACCCUUGUGCUCCUUGCGUUUGCGAUGAGCUACGCGUUAACGAUCAACUUCAUGACAAUGAUCCCAGCCACUGCCUGCUUGGAGGUGGUGGGUGGAAGUGGCUGCUAA